GUAUGCUUGCUUUGCCGAGGUACAUUUAAUCCUUAUUGCAACUUCAACCUUUAACCUGUUGGAUUUCCAGAUCCGGUCAUGGUGAUGUUCGAAUACAUACCGUACGGGGACUUGCUUGGAUUCCUGAGAAAAAGCCGAGGCCUCAGUGACAACUACUUUAAGGACCCGGAUGUAAAGCCGUCAAGUUCUCUCACAUCAGUACAACUUCUAAAGUUUGCGCGGGAAAUAGCUGAUGGCAUGGCAUUCCUGGCUGCUAACAAGAUAAUUCACCGAGAUUUAGCAGCAAGGAACGUGCUUGUAGGCGAAGAAGAAACAUGCAAAAUAACAGAUUUUGGAAUGGCGAGAGAUGUACAGCAAGAUGAUAUUUAUCGGAAACGUACCAAGGGUCGCCUGCCAGUCAAAUGGACAGCAGUGGAGUCGUUGCUGUAUGGUUACUGUACUACACAGAGUGACGUAUGGAGCUAUGGUAUCGUAUUGUACGAGAUUUUCACCAUAGGUGGUCGUCCAUAUCCUAAUAUUAAGGCUCAUCGUAUUCCCUACAUGAUAAAAGACAAUUACAGAAUGCCAAAGCCCGUCCACUUAGACGAAGAAAUCUAUGCCCUGAUGUGUGAAUGCUGGAACAACGAGCCUGACCGUCGACCUACUUUUGAGUCAAUUAGUAGGACAAUCAAAAGAUUAGAACGGUGCCACAAGGAGACUAUUUACAUGAACGUGUAUGACGACCAGCUGUACGGGAAUGUGGAAGACUGGGAUUAGGAUCAGCGACCAUGCAAGAUUACACUAACGCACACUGCACAAUUGCCAGGGAAAACUUAGGGUACGUUCCUUUGUGGUGAUCUAAAUCAGGAUCAGUGAGCCAGCAUCUCACGGAUCAUGGUACGUCAAAGGAACCCAGCAAUCCGUGAUCAGAGUGGAUUCAUCGGUUCCUUUGAUGCACCAUGAUCUGCGUGAUCUUGGAUCACUGAUCCUGUUUCAGAUCGCUCCAACGGAACACACCCUAAGAAAAGUUAUUUCGAAAAAACAAUUUCAAAGAGAAACAAAUGUUGAAUGAAACGUUCGAGUGAUUUCUCCAUAGGAUAUUAUCCUCUAUACAAAAAACAACAACAAAAAAUUCUUACCUGAGGGUAAAACAAAAAAAAAUAAAAG
This is a messenger RNA of Orbicella faveolata, 1146 nucleotides long. Its product is annotated as fibroblast growth factor receptor homolog 1-like. Gene Ontology annotation, cellular component: signaling receptor complex; plasma membrane. The record is from RefSeq and is a predicted model, not a curated record. Lineage: Eukaryota; Metazoa; Cnidaria; Anthozoa; Scleractinia; Merulinidae. Gene Ontology annotation, biological process: protein phosphorylation; positive regulation of kinase activity; multicellular organism development. Gene Ontology annotation, molecular function: protein binding; ATP binding; transmembrane receptor protein tyrosine kinase activity.